AUUCCACUAAGGACUCUCACAAUAAAUUUUUAAAAGACAAUAAAAUACAACUGGCGAAAAUUGAAGACUCGCGUUCUGGCAAAUUAAAUAGAAUUUGCCAAUUUAUUAUUAACAAAAUAAUGGAUGAAGAUUUUGUCAAAAUUCGUCAUGAAAAUGACGAAAUUUCGUUGCCUUUGUCGAAAAAUGGAAACUUGAAAUUGUCUGUUUUAAGACAAUAUUUUCCGAACGCGGUAGGUUUAACCUACAUAACAAAUCAUCAAAUACGUGGUGUCCUGAUAGAAUCUGAUGAGUUAGUAAUCAACCCUACUAAUAAUUGUUAUGAUAUUCGCAUAGAUUCAGAAUUGAAAAAUCCUAUCACAGUUAAAAAAAGAAAAAUUGUCGAAGACAUGCUAAGCAGAAUUUCAGAGUCUACUAUUAAUCCCUCAACGUCUUCAAAAAUUAAGACUCUAGAACCACUCUGUGGCUCAACUUCGAGAUCAGUCUCAUUUAGAAGAAUUAGUAUUGGUUGGUUGCGGAAAACUGACAAUACGUAUGCGCAAGUGAAAGGAACUCUUGGAGGGAUCCGAGAGUUACGUCUCGAAGGCAGUAAAAAAUACUUUGUUGAUGAUAUUAAAAAAUUAGCAAUCGAAGAAUUUGCUCAGGAUAAUGAGUUGUCUUUUGCUAAUUGUGACACCUAUCUCGGCCGUUUUAAUGGAACUAUUUUAUCUAGUUUUAUUAAUAAUGUGGGAAGAGAAUGUGAUCUGUGGGAAUUUUCAAAAGAUCAAAAAACCAAACGGUUCACAUUUUAUUUAUUAACUUCUCUUAAAAAAAAUAUUUCACUUGAAGAUGAUUCAAAUAAGCUUCUCAAGAGUUCAAAUUCAGUUCCGAUGACUGCACAUCAUGCUACAGGUACUAACGUUAUGUCAUUAGAGGAUGUUCCUUUUACUAUGCAUAAUUCUCGAGUUAGUACAUCAUCAACCUACAGUUCAAAAAAUGAAUUUAUUGAUAAGAAGAGUACACUAGAUAAACCUGAAACUAGAAAAAUAGAUGAUAAUAUCCAAAUUCACUAUGAAUCUGUCAGCAAAUCUAAGUAUUCACGUGAUUACUCGAUCGCAUAUUUCCAGAAAGAAGAUCUAUAUUUUUCAAAAUUAGAAGAGUUCGGAUUUGACACACUCGAAGAAUUUGAUCCUUUAAAGUCUGGCUGCAGAAUUUCCGAAAUCGCAGCCGAUGGCAGAAUAUUGCUAUUAAUAUACACUAAUAAUGAAAAUAUCUCCCAACGAGAAUUCACUUUCCCCGGAACGGACAUCAUAGAUGAUGAAAAUAUUCAUUACAUUUUAUAUGAUGUAAAUGAACUUAACGGACGAUACAACAACCAAAAUGGUAUUGGUGUAAUAACCAAUUGCACUGAUUCAUGCAAGGCAGAGUUUACUUGGUAUAAAGAUAAUCAAUUGUAUGAACGGGGAAUACUUAGAUAUUGGGUAUCUAUCCAUGAUAUUAAUAGUCAUUAUAAAUGUAUUAUUAAAUGUAACUCCCAAAAUAUACAAAUGGAAUCAAGUAUUUUCAAGUUCACCGAUAAAGAUCAAUCUGAAUCAUUGACUAACGCACUCGGAAUUUUAAAAAAAAGUACAAGUUGUUCGAUUCCAUCUAUAAAAAAAGAAUCUCUUCAUAUCUAUCGGGAAAUAUUGGGUGCUGGUGCUCAGGGAAAGGUGAAGAAAGGUUGGUGGAACGGAUCAAACGUUGCAGUUAAAACAAUCGUUCUCUCGGAGGCCAAUGUAAAAUUAGUUUGCCGUGAAAUUAAAGUGCUGGAAGAUAUUAGGCAUCCCAAUAUCGUUCAAUUGAUGGCUUUCUGCGCGGAAAAGGAUCGAAUACAUCUUGUUAUGGAAUUAUUCGAAAGCUGUGAUUUAGAUGAUAUUCUCUUCGAUAGAGAAUGUAAAGAAGAAAAUAAAUUAACGAUAAUGAAAAAGCAUAAAAUUGCUCAACAAAUUUGUCAAGCAAUUAAUUAUCUUCAUAGUAAAGAGAACCUCAUUAUUCAUGGAGAUAUAAAGCCCGCCAAUGUUCUUAUUCACCCGAGUGGGAUUGUCAAAAUCUGUGACUUAGGAUUAAGUAAGUUUAAAAAAAUGGUCUUUUCUUUGAGGAGCACUGUUGGUCGAACUAGAUAUGUCAGAGGAACGCCAUUGUACAUGGCUCCGGAACUAUUAUUACAAAAUCAGGAAGUAACUGCGUAUUCAGAUGUAUGGUCAUUGGCAUGCACACUGGUCGAAUUGUAUUCUGAAACGUCAAUUUGGGGUGAUUUAAACGAUGAAUAUGAUUUGAAGGUUAUACUGACUAAGAAAAAUCGCCCGGCUUUGACUGGUAUACCUCAAGAUUUAAAAUCAAUUAUAUUGGAGUGCUUUUCGUAUGAGCCAAAAAAUCGUCCUGAAGUUUUUAAAAUCUUAAAAUUUUAUUCUAGGUUGAUUUAA
Molecule: messenger RNA, 2438 nt
Organism: Cotesia glomerata
Lineage: Eukaryota; Metazoa; Arthropoda; Insecta; Hymenoptera; Braconidae
Exons: 3
Coding region: 120-2438 (772 amino acids)
Biological process (GO): protein phosphorylation
Molecular function (GO): protein kinase activity; ATP binding
Source: RefSeq, a predicted model, not a curated record